AUGUGUGUUCAUCUAUCUAUCUAUCUAUCUAUCUAUCUAUCUAUCUAUCUAUGCACAUCAAACAUCUGCAGACUAAUACCUAUCUAUCUAUCUAUCUAUCUAUCUAUCUAUCUAUCUAUCUAUCCUAACCAGUCACAUUCAGAUAAGGGGAAGCACUCUCACUCUUUCUCUCUCUCUCUCUCUCUCUCUCUCUCUCUCUCACACACACACACACAGAUUCUACUUGUCACUUUUACUCUUUUUAUUCUUCUAUCAUUCUUUGGCAAAUUCUCUGAGCUUUUCAGUCUUUUUCACCUUCAUGCUUCCUCUCCCAUCUCUUACUCUAUUGAUGUUAUGUACAUCUUCCUUUAUUCUCUCUUUCAGGUUCUGCCUUUUCUCUCUUCACUUUCACCAGCUUUUCUCACUUCCUUGUCCCUGCUUUGUUUGUUUUUUUUUUCUUUCUUUUCCCUAAAUUCUCCACUCUCAUUAAGUCAUUACUUUCUUUCUUUUUUUUCCUUGUCUCCAAAACUUCUUCCUUUAUUUCUCUCUUUUGACUCUUCUCUUUUGUUCUUUUUUAUUGCCUACAUUUUUUCUUUAAUUUACUCAUUACCUUCUUCCUUUUUUCUAUCUGCCCUUGAUUCCUUAUCUCUUUCUUCCAUUUCCCUUUAA
This is a messenger RNA of Acanthosepion pharaonis, 648 nucleotides long. NCBI's taxonomy places the organism in Eukaryota, Metazoa, Mollusca, Cephalopoda, Sepiida, Sepiidae. The record is from the annotation of a GenBank genome assembly.